AUGUUUCGAUCUCAUGCCUGGAGAACAUCAAAAUCUAUGCCUGCAAGUCGACGGCACCUCUGGCUUUGCGAACUCGUUGUCGAGGCCAUCGUGCCAUCUAUUGCACGAAUUUCCUCAAAUCAACAUCUCUUUUUUUUUCAAGCCCGGCAUGCUGCGGUGAUCAAUGUCAGCUCCCUGGCACAAAUGCAAGCGUACGGCACUUCACUGUGGAGUGUUGCGAAGGUAAUAUUGCGUCGAGAUGUUGUAUCUCCUUCCGGCGAGCGAGGUCUUUAUGUCACCAUCCUGUACCUACUGAGGCCUCGUCGUGUGCUGAACUGGACUCAAAGAUUUUCACGGCGAACGAGCUUGGACGGUGCAUUAGGUAUGUCCGAGGAGGAAGGGUACAGAUAUCUACGCAUCGUGUUCGUGCAUCGUACCGAGCCUCGAGGUCGUGGUGGCUAUAUAGAUCGACGUCCCGCGAGCCAGCCGAAUUUUUUCGAAUCCAAUGCCUUGCGGCAAGCAAACUUUGGGUGGGAGGGCCUUGCUGUUGGCAUGGUGAUGAGCCGGACUUCAUCCGAUGCGCUCACGACGCGUCAUUCGAGGUCCCACUGCGUGGCUUUGAGUAUAUGA
Molecule: messenger RNA, 609 nt
Organism: Desarmillaria tabescens
Lineage: Eukaryota; Fungi; Basidiomycota; Agaricomycetes; Agaricales; Physalacriaceae
Exons: 5
Coding region: 1-609 (202 amino acids)
Source: RefSeq, a predicted model, not a curated record